Messenger RNA from Gymnodraco acuticeps, 2463 nucleotides. Its product is annotated as taste receptor type 1 member 1-like. NCBI's taxonomy places the organism in Eukaryota, Metazoa, Chordata, Actinopteri, Perciformes, Bathydraconidae. Gene Ontology annotation, cellular component: membrane. The coding region runs from base 1 to 2463 and encodes 820 amino acids. Gene Ontology annotation, molecular function: G protein-coupled receptor activity. Gene Ontology annotation, biological process: G protein-coupled receptor signaling pathway. The transcript is spliced from 6 exons. The record is from RefSeq and is a predicted model, not a curated record.
AUGAAACCAUUUCUAGUUUCUCUGUGUCUCCUGGGAACGAUUCUACAUGACUUGGCUCAAUGCAGUGCACCAGACUCUGAAUUUCAGCUGGAAGGAGAUUAUUUGUUGGGUGGACUUUUUGAUAUUCAUUUCGAUGAUGACCCUGUUUAUCAUGACAGACCAGAAGCCGUUGAAUGCUCCAACAAACCCUUCACUCUCCCAAGUUAUCGGAGGUUUCAGGUGAUGAGAUUCUCCGUGGAGCAAAUUAACAACUCUACCAAACUCCUGCCAAACGUAUCUCUCGGCUAUGAGAUAUUUGACCACUGCUCAGAUUUACACAAUUUUCCAGGAAUUUUGCAACUCCUCUCAGUAAAUGGCUUGGUCCAACCUUGGGGUGAACCACAUGAUAAUCUGUCUAAAGUGAUAGCAGUGGUCGGCCCCUUUUCAAGCACUAACACCCUGACUGUAGCCCCACUCUUCAUGGCGAAUCUCAUUCCUAUGGUCAGUUAUGGAGCUGCAUCCUCUGCCUUUGCAGAGAAAGCGAAAUUCCCCUCUUUCCUGCGAACAGUGCAUUCCAAUAAAGAAGUCAUAGAUUUGAUUUUUAACAUCGUGAAGCACUUCAACUGGCGCUGGGUUGCUUUUCUUAACAGUGAUGACGCGUAUGGCAUUGAUGGCUUAGAAUUGUUCUAUAAGAAGAUAAAGGAUACUGAAAUCUGCCUGGCAUACAACAAAGGUCUCAAUGUCGAUACAAAUGACGCCAACAUAUUCAAAGAGAUAGAGGUACAGAAGAUAAACACCAUUAUUGUUUUUGCUCCAAAAAUGACGGCUGAAGCUCUCAUUGAGUCGGCAGUACGACUGAAUGUCACCAAUAGAGUGUGGAUAGCAGGGGACACCUGGUCCUUAAGCACAAAGCUCCACAAGAUGAAAGGAAUCAAAAAUAUUGGAACUGUAAUUGGAGUGUCUCAGCCAGUAGUGACAAUACCUGGUUUUAGCGAUUUUAUCCAUUUUUCCAGAAGCCAGACUCAUUGGGAACAUUUUGAAAAAAAACAGUUUUGUAAUCAGGCUUGCAACUGCAGCGGCCAGAGUGCAGAAAAAAUCCUUUCCGUGGACCCAUCUUAUAAUUUUCCCAUUUAUUCUGCUGUUUAUGCCAUCGCUCAUGCCUUACACAAUGCUUUGCAAUGUGGAUCCGGCAGAUGUAAUAGCAAUAUUACAUUGUACCCUUAUACUGUGCUUGCCGAGCUGAAGCAGUCAAACUUUACACUUUUAAAUCAAAGUAUCCAGUUUGAUGAGAAUAUUGAACCCAAUUUUGGAUCCUAUUCUAUCGUUUUCUGGAAUGACAGUGGUGAAGCAGAGGUGAUCGGCUAUAACAAAUUUCACCCAUCAAUCUAUUACUACAUCGACAAAAACAAAAUUCAGUGGUACACAGACGGAGAAGUGCCCACUUCGGUAUGUUCCCAAGAAUGUCUAGUAGGAUAUUCCAAAAAGCAAGAUGGAAUGCACAAAUGCUGCUUCAGUUGUGUGAUGUGCCAGAGUGGAACAUAUGUCAACAUCACAGGGAAUCCCUACAGGUGCAUCGACUGUAAGGACACAGAAUGGUCUGCAGCAGGAAGUACAUCAUGCAACCUGCGGGAGGUGGAGUACAUCCCGUUCACAGACACCGGGGCUAUACUGAUCAUGGUGGGGGCCUGGGCCUUGGUGGGCUUCACACUCGCUGUAUCUGUUCUCUUUGCCAUCAACUACAACACACCUGUUGUCAGAUCUGCUGGGGGACCAAUGUGCUUCCUCAUUUUAGUCUGCCUCAGUCUGUGUAGUAUAAGUGUGUUCUUUUACUUUGGUGAACCAACAACUUCCUUCUGUAUCCUGAGGUUUUUACCAUUUAUCUUGUUCUACACAGUUUGUCUCGCCUGUUUCGUUGUGCGCUCUUUUCAAAUUGUUUUCAUCUUCAAAAUAGCCGCCAAGUUCCCCAAACUCCACAGUUGGUGGAUCAAGUAUCAUGGACAAUGGCUGGUCAUCACUGUGGCAUUUGGUAUUCAGGCACUCUUACUUCUUAUUGGCUAUACGUGUUGCCCUCCUGACACCUUCAAGGACACAGUUUGGUACCCAGACAAAAUCAUACUUGGUUGUGACCUUGACCUCAAAACCACCUCUGGUCCUGUGUUGUUCCUCUUGUCUUUGUGCUUCCUUUGCUUUAUUUUCUCCUACAUGGGGAAAGACCUCCCGAAAAAUUACAACGAGGCCAAAGCAAUAACCUUCUGUCUGCUCCUGCUGAUCCUCACCUGGAUCAUCUUUGCUACUACAUAUGUGCUUUACCAUGGAAAGUACAUCCCAAUACUAAACGCUCUGGCCAUACUGUCCAGUCUCUACUCCUUUCUGGUGUGGUACUUCAUCCCAAAAUGCUACAUCAUCAUUUUUCAAUCCCACAGAAACACACAUGAGUACUUCCAAGGACUCAUUCAGAAUUAUACCAAAACAAUCAGCCAGUAG